This is a messenger RNA of Rhopalosiphum padi (bird cherry-oat aphid), 747 nucleotides long. Its product is annotated as tigger transposable element-derived protein 4-like. Gene Ontology annotation, cellular component: nucleus. The record is from RefSeq and is a predicted model, not a curated record. Bases 1 to 747 code for a protein of 248 amino acids. Lineage: Eukaryota; Metazoa; Arthropoda; Insecta; Hemiptera; Aphididae. The transcript is spliced from 2 exons. Gene Ontology annotation, molecular function: DNA binding.
AUGAAGGAUGACCGAUUAAAUUCCUUAGAGAAAAAAAAAUAUCUACGAAAUUUACAACAACGGUCAUUGAAUGUGCCUAUAAGUGGUCCUAUUUUACAAACAAAAAUUGACCAACUGGCUGAAAAAAUGAAAAUAGAAAAUUUCAAAUCCUCUGCAUCUUGGAUUCAGCGUUUCCGACAGCGGCACAACAUUGGUUUCGGCAAGAUCUCAGGUGAGUCAUCUGCAGUUAAUACUGAUAUCUGCUCUAACUGGUUGGCUAACGUUUGGCCGUCCCUUCGAGCAGGUUACUGUGAUGAUGAAAUUUAUAAUGCCGAUGAAGCGGGCCUUUUUUUCAAAUUAACUCUUGAUAAAACUCCUCGCUUCAAGGGAGAAAAAUGCUCGGGUGGAAAAUUAUCCAAAGACAGAAUAACAGUUUUAGUGGCAGCCAACAUGACCGGAAAUGAUAAAAGAAAACUCCUUGUUAUUGGAAAAUCGAAAAGUCCUAGGUGUUUUAAAGGAGUUUCAUCACUUCCCGUAUUUUAUGAAAAUAACACCAAAGCUUGGAUGACCUCAGCAAUUUUUGAAAAGACUCUUAAUUAUUGGGAUGAUGAAUUACGCCGUAAGAAAAAAAAAAUUCUACUGUUGGUGGACAACUGUCCAGCACACCCAUCAUUGCAGCAUUUGAAAUUUAUUAAACUCGUAUUUUUUGCCCGCCAACACUACUGCUGUACUUCAACCGAUGGACCAGGGCGUUAUAAGGAACAUUAA